AUGAAGGAUGCUAAUGCUGCCAAGACCAAUGGUAGAGUGUUUGCUUUGAGAGGAACAAAAGACUUCAAGAAGGACAACUUGAUUCGAGAUACUUGUUUAAUUAACAGUGUCGAAUUGGUUACUAUUGUAGAUACUGGUGCUACUCAUUCGUUUAUUUUGCUUGAUUGUGCUACUAUGUUGGGAUUGGAGUUGUAUUUUAUGGAUGGUAGUAUGGUAAUAGAUACUCCUGAUAAUGGUUUUGUUACUACUACUUUUGUUUGUAAAGGAUGUCCUUUGACUAUCUUUGAUAAGAGUUUUGUGAAGCAUUUGGUUUGUCUACCCUUACACCAAAUCGAUGUGAUUCUUAGGAUGAACUGGUUGAAGUACAACUAUGUUCAUAUAAAUUGUUUCAAUAAUACGUUGAGGUUUCCAAAGUUUGGUAAUGGUGGAGGAUUGAUGUUGUUGACUUCUAAGCAAGUGAGUGAAUGCCUUAGAGACGAGGUCGUGAUGUUUGCAAUGUUCGCGUCGUUGCAAAGUGACCGUGAAACUGCAAGUGUUGAACUUGUGAUUGUCUGUGAAUUUCCUGAGGUAUUUCCAUAUUAUAUAAGUGAUUUGCCCCUAGAACAUGAAUUAGAGUUUUCUAUAGAGUUGAUGCUAGGUACGAGUUCGGUAUCGAUGGCUCUUUAUAGAAUGUUGGCUUUCGAGAUGAAUGAGCUGAAGAAGCAAUUGGAAGAGAUGCUCGAGAAAAAGUUUGUUCGACCGAGUGUUUCAUAG
This is a messenger RNA of Vicia villosa (hairy vetch), 753 nucleotides long. RefSeq lists its product as uncharacterized. The record is from RefSeq and is a predicted model, not a curated record. The transcript has a single exon. Bases 1 to 753 code for a protein of 250 amino acids. NCBI's taxonomy places the organism in Eukaryota, Viridiplantae, Streptophyta, Magnoliopsida, Fabales, Fabaceae.